GCGCGAGUCGUGAACGAUUUGGUGCUGGUCGAAUGACGCGUGAGACGGAUCGCGAGAGUUUCGGAUUAGUUUCGACAGGCAAACGAGGAUCGAAGGGUCGCCGUUGGAUCCAACAUGGGUAACUUGUCUUUAUUAGAACGUAAACGAGGAUCCGCGAUUCUCGCGUGACACGCGAUACCGUUAUUGCCGAGGUGUAAUUAUAAUUCUAGACCUUGAGGUUUGUUGGUGAGCUAAAUCGAGCGUGGUUAGAUCGUCUUCGCGGCACAGGUUGGCUCGACCAACUUUGUAAAUCGUUGCGUUCUUCUCGUGAUCUCAUUCCGCAUGAUCUUGGGCUUUUUUCGCUUAUGAUCGAACGAUACUUGGACGAGGCGGGAAAUGCUAGAUUCAGGUGGACGUACGAUGGUAACUCGCCAACUGGACGGAGAAAGAGAUCGAGAAAUUAGUUAUCUUGGAGCACGCCAAGCAAGGCGGUAGGGCUUUCGAUUAAACGAGAUUCGUGGCGCGUAUAAACGGUCGAUGUAAUCGCGUUUCUUUCAGCGACAGAACUCGAGACGAAGUUGUCGCGUGGCUACCGUGUCGAAAGAAAAGUAGAAGAAAAGCCGUGCAUGACUCUAGUGGGUAAUUCCGAAGGACGAGUAAAGUGGCACGAAUAAAAGUUUACGUUCUGCUGACGAUUGGUUAGACACGAGAAAUCCUCGUUUUCGAAGUCCGCUGGGAGGAGGACGAAAACGACGGCAGAGCGAAUCUAUUCCUCUGAUACAAAGAUCGAGGCUCUUAACAAACGAAAUGACUCGAACGUAUCAGGAUUCCUUCAAAAUUAGGUCCUUUCCUAAUUAAUCGCGUCUCCUCGCGGCAAAUUUUCGAUAUCGAAGGUUCAACGAACAAGUGUAAUCGUUCGGAUCGACCGUUGUUCUCGCGACCGAAGCUCGACGUCGACGGUUCUUUGGCUUAUCGAAAGAAUUAUCGAUGAGAACGUGCGGAUCUGGACUCGUUUCAUUCUAUCGUGAAAAGUGAAAGAAUAAAAAAAGAAAGAAAGACGGAAGAAAGCGGAAUCGCGCGCGGGGUACUAAAAGAAGAAACACGGUUAAACGUAGGGAAGCUGCUUAGGGACGCUUUCGUGAUCGUCGAACACCGUCACCACCACCACCAGCGCUGCUUUCCAUACGCUGUAAAGCUCCAAAAAACCAACUACUCCUUGGACUUGAAAACAUCUCGAAACAAUUACAUCGCUCGGCCACCACGUGAUACGGCGAACAAAAAAAAAAAAAAACAGAUAAGAAUAACAAAAUUAAAACGAAAGUAAAGAAAAGAGAAUAAAACAAAGUAGCGGGAAAACACACGAGAACCAGACGUUCCUCCCUGUUCGUUACUUGUCUUUGUCACACUGUACCUGUCUCUUUCACACACUUGUCAGUCAUGAAUCUUAUGUUCCGCAAGAACUUCGGCGAGAAGGGAUUCGGUGGUGGUGGAGGAGGAGGAGGAGGAGGCCUGGAGGGUCGAACGACCCUCGGCUCCGUUUGCGGGCCGACGAAUUUGGGGUACACGGGGACUCGAUUCGGCGUGGUGCGCGGCGCCGGCCAAUCGGCCGUCGGCACGCGCGCACCGAUCCGACGCAGUAAAGAGUUCGGCUACUUUCCCUCGAUGGGCGAUCACGAGCACCAGGGCUUCGGGUACCGGACUCAUCUGUUUCUAACGCCACCGACAGGCGGUGCCCUCGGUUCGCCCCCCGAGGAACCCACCGAGAGGUUAGGUCCACCGCCUAGGAAGAAUUCCGGACCUCAUGUGAUCAAAUGGGGUGGAGGAGGAGGCGGGGGCGGUGGAUCGGGACAGGGAUCCGGAGCCGGGGCACAGGCUAGAAGGAAACAGAAUCAGACCGCGCAGCAAAAGGAUUCCUCGGAACCCUCGACGCCAACCGCUUCUAGACAGGUUUCCUUUAGCGGUAACCGAGCUUCCGGCGCGUACACGCCCCUGGUGGUUUCCGGAAACAGUCCUCCGCGUGGCGAACCAAUCUCCCUGGCCACCUUGGACCGCGACUGUUUCAUCAUUCCCCUCGCUUCUCUUGAACGUUUUUUACCAGCGGGAGUACCGAUUUAUUCUGACUCGUUUCAGCACGCACCAAUCGCAGACAAAAAAAGGCCAGGAAGCCCUUUGUCGGUUCUCGAAGUCGAGGACCCGAAGCAAUGUGUUCUAGCUCAUUUCAUGACACCUCUGGAGCCACUGGAUCCUGUGGUCGAAUCUCCAGUUUCUCAGCCCUUGGUCCUGCAACGGGAUACCGCGGCCGAAUUGGUCGCUGAAAUCGCACCCUCAGCUUCCCAGAGUAUUCUGCUUACGAAUAUGGAAAAAAAUGCGGAUUUUCCAUUCAUCACGUACUACUUGAUAAAUAAGCAGAAUACGGAUCCCGUAGACUUCUACAACGAGGUCCAAUGCGCUGCAUUGAGAAAGUUCGAUCCUCGAGAUCUUCGAUAUGCAGCCAGUCACACGUUGGAUCUGUUUAACGAGGUAGCUACCAUAGCGAGACCACCCCUGGAACCACCUGGUGUCAGACCGCCGAUUCCGUCCACUGGCUACAUUGUCUCGAUUUUUAAGGUGUUCGAGGGCGACGACGGUCUCAAGUUUGAGCAGAACUGGCUCUACUGGACCGGUGCCCGUAUGAUGUACCGAUAUUUGCCGAAAUCGGUGGGUCUAAGACGAAUCACACUGCACAAGUCCAUGUCGCAGGGUGACAAGAUGUACCUCCUGAUCUGCGAAUGUUCACAACUGCAAGACAAUCUCUCCGCGGCGGCGAUAUUAUUGCCAGCGUUACGCGCCCGUUUAUGCGGCUACACCGGCCUCUACAGACCCUCGGUGUGCUUCUGAUUCCUCAGGAAAGGCUGACCACGCGCCGACAAAGUCACAACAGUACAGCAGAACAGCAUUACUCUGUAAAGUUGUUCGUUUCCGAAGGAUGGAUCGAACGAAAGGCUGGCCUGUGUCGAUUCGUUCAUGUUGCAUUCGCGUUACGACUAGAGUUUGCGAUGUAACGUGGUUUGUAAUGAUCGUCGACUCACUAAACGCAAUACUCUUUAGUCGAUAAGGGUUUCUUGAUCUCGAGUAUGUCCAGAGGAUUGAUUUGAUCAGCGAAAGACAUAGAAAUGUAAAGGUUUAUGGUUACACGGUAACCAUGCGUAUAACGAGGAAGCUUUUUAGGGCUCGUUUCGUUCAGUCGUAAUAGCAGCCUCUGCGAUAUUGGUAGUCCGCUUUCUGUACGAUACACUUUGAUCGUUUCAUGAAUUUUCCCGGUUUUAUAAAGUCACUUAUUUUCUUAUAUCGCACCAUCUACCAUCGUGGUGUAACGAGUUCCGCGUGACUGUAACGCUCUACUCGCCACUUUACUGGAGCCGUACUGCCGACGUUAUUACGAAUCUCGCAAUUUUACGAAACGAGCCCUUCCUUUACCAGAGUUCAAUGGCCAGCCAACUGGGAGAGAAUCGGAGAUCUAUUUGUCUCGUGAUCUCUGGUCGCAACGAAAUGGUAAAAAAUAUCGUUAGAGGGAGGCACGUUCGUAUACGCUUUAGAGAAAUCUCGAUGAUAAAUCUGUACGCUUCGGGCUGCACACCCGUCUAGCUACGCCUCUGGCCAGUUUGUAUUUUUCGACUUUACAUAUUUCAUCCACCGUUUUAUGCGAGCGUUCGCAACGCUCGAUAACGAGCGCAACUUGCAUGUACAUAACAUAGAGAUUUGCGAGAUACUUUUAUUACUAUAUCGACGACUAUCGAUUAAAUCGCUAACUACAUAUCAUAUACAUGUAUACUCGAAAAACUGUGAUAUUCGAACGAUUACCGCAUAUAUCACAACGAACGCAAUGAGGUGUCGCGAAUCCUUCUUGAUAAAAAAGAUACUCUUUGAAAAUGCUACACACACUCUUUUUCGAGGUCAGUUAGAGAAGAAAAAUUAAACCUUGACGUGGUAGAAGCUCUUCUGGUCGAGCGCAUUUUGUAAACAUAAUCUCCAUAUAUCUUUUACUAAUUGCAUUCACACCUUUGAUAUUACAUAUCCUUGCCUGGAUUAUCGAUACUCGCGGGUUUUGAUUGCAGCUGAAAUAAUUCACGAAUGAAUUAUCACUUCGAAGUUGAAACACCGAAAUCGAUCGAUAAGAUCGUCGUUUAACUUUUGAAUUUGUAUUUUAUUCGUCUUAUUAACGAUGAAAGGGUAGAUCUCCCGCGUCUUUUUUUUCGUUGGGAGAAAUAAGUAGGUCGAUCGAAAGACACGGGAAAAGCUUAUAUCAGAUCUUUCUUAGGUGCCCGUAGAAAUUUUAGGAUGAGGACGAGUAGCGUGAUUCGGCAUUGUAGUACAAAAGAUGAGAAAACAAAAGAUAAAAACGUAUAGUCAAUAUACGCUUGUUGCAUACAGACAAUAGCUAGGACGAUUGCGCAGGCGCGAUCUAUUAACGUAGAUUUUUAAGGAUUCGACGGCGUAUGACUUAUUAAAAUACGUCUCUUCGUACUCGCUGAAACAAAAAUGUGGAACAAGAUACCCUUUAAAUAUAAGACGAACAAACAAACAAACGAGAAAUAAAAAAACUCGCGAUUUUACUGUGAUCUCCACGUGUAUCGCGACUGAAACGAUACACUCGUAAAAAUACAUGUACGAUUGAACGCGGCUUAAGGACCGCGUGUGACUGCGUGUCUCGAUUAUACGAGGUGUGAUUGGUUUUGUCUCAUUAAAGAGAAACGCCGUUAAAUAAAGAUUCUUUGUCUGCACAAGUUUGUUUACGAGAAUACUUUUGCUCCCACGUGGGAGUAAUGCCUCUUCAGGGUAACUUUCCGAUCGUAUCAGAAUUCGAGUUCUAUCCGCGGAUCCGAUCACCAGAUUCUGACAGUUUCGUCAGACAAAAGUGAGAUUGUACGAUACAUUGAUACUUUGCGAUUAUGAUAGGGUUUAUUAUAUCGUGUACAACGAAUAAUAACGGAAUACUAAUAAAUCACUUCUAAUAUUA
This is a messenger RNA of Bombus pascuorum, 4975 nucleotides long. RefSeq lists its product as uncharacterized. Bases 1417 to 2856 code for a protein of 479 amino acids. NCBI's taxonomy places the organism in Eukaryota, Metazoa, Arthropoda, Insecta, Hymenoptera, Apidae. The record is from RefSeq and is a predicted model, not a curated record. The transcript has 5 exons.